Molecule: messenger RNA, 3644 nt
Organism: Otolemur garnettii (small-eared galago)
Lineage: Eukaryota; Metazoa; Chordata; Mammalia; Primates; Galagidae
Gene: CILP2
Product: cartilage intermediate layer protein 2
Exons: 8
Coding region: 96-3566 (1156 amino acids)
Source: RefSeq, a predicted model, not a curated record
CCCCCGCCCUCAGUCCCACCGGCCUCCAGACCCGCCAGAGUCCCACACGAGUGUGCUGCGGAGCCUGGAUCUUCCCUUGGACGCUCGGCCCAGCCAUGGCUUCAAUACUGCCACUGCUCUGUCUCUGUGUCGCCGUCGCGCAUCUAGUGGGGACCCGAGACACCGCCUCCUCCCAGGAGCCCACCGGGACAGCAUCGGACCUAGAAGGACGGUCUGUGCACCCUGGCCAGCCCUCACCAGCCCUGGAGGACUGGGAAGAGGCCAGCGAGUGGACAUCCUGGUUCAACGUGGACCACCCUGGAGGCGAUGGCGACUUUGAGAGCCUGGCAGCCAUCCGCUUCUACUAUGGGCCAGCACGUGUAUGCCCACGGCCGCUGGCGCUGGAAGCGCGCACCACUAACUGGGAGCUUCCGUCCGCCGUCGGCGAGCGUGUGCACUUAAACCCCACGCGCGGUUUCUGGUGCCUCAACCGGGAGCAGCCGCGCAGCCGCCGUUGCUCCAACUACCACGUGCGCUUCCGCUGCCCGCUUGAGACGGCGUGGGGUGCAUGGGGCCCGUGGGGUCCCUGCUCAGGAAGCUGUGGGCCAGGCCGUCGCUUGCGCCGCCGCCACUGCCCGAGCCCUGCUGGGGAUGAGUGUCCCGGGCGUACCUUGGAGGCCCAAAAGUGUGUGCGGCCUCGGUGCCCAGGGUGCAGCCCUGACACUUGCGAGUGCCCUGACCACAUCCUCCUGGGCUCUGUGGUUACCACAUCGGGGCAACCACUGCCAGGAGCCAGGAUCUCCCUGAGAGACCAGCGUGGUAUUAUGGCCACCAGCGAUGCCCAUGGAACCUUCCAGAUCCUUGGGGUGUGUGCUGAGAGCCAGGCCAAUGUCAGAGCCCAGAUGGAUGGCUUCUCUGCAGGCAUGGCCAAAGCCCAGGCCAAUGGCUCCAUCUCGGUGGUCACCAUCAUCCUUGAUAAACUGCAAAAGCCCUACCUGGUGAAGCACCCUGAGUCCCGAGUGCUAGAGGCUGGCCAGAAUGUCACCUUCUGCUGCAAAGCCGCAGGGACCCCUACGCCCAAGAAAUAUUCCUGGUUCCACAACGGGACCUUGCUAGACAGGCGAGCACACAGGUAUGGGGCCCAUCUGGAGCUGCAGGGGCUACACCCAGACCAAGCUGGCAUCUACCACUGCAAGGCAUGGAAUGAAGCAGGCACUGCACGCUCGGGCACCGCUUGGCUCACUGUGCUUGCCCCAGGCCAGUCAGCCUGUGACCCCCAGCCCCAACAAUACCUGAUCAAGCUCCCAGAUGACUGUGGGGAGCCUGGUAGUGGCCCUACCUACCUGGAUGUGGGCCUCUGCCCUGACACUCAUUGUCCCAGCCAGGCAGACUUGGGUCCCCGGUGUGGGGACAUCAGCUCCCGCUGUUGCUCUGUACGCCGCCUGGAUAGCAGGGAGAUCCACUGCUCUGGCUACAUCCUCCCUGUGAAGGUGGUGGCUGAGUGCGGCUGCCAGAAGUGUUUGCCUCCUCGGGGGCUGGUCUGGGGCCAUGUAGUGGCCACUGACUCUGGGGAGCCACUCAGCUUUGCCAGGAUCCUGCUGGGCAGGGAGCCCAUUGGCUUCACUUCCUACCAAGGCGACUUCACUAUUGAGGUACCACCCUCUACUGACCGCCUGGUGGUGACUUUUGUGGACCCUAGUGGUGAGUUCAUGGACACAGUCCGGGUCCUGCCUUUUGACCCUCGAGGUGCUGGAGUGUACCACGAGAUCAAGGCCAUGCGGAAGAAAGCUCCAGUCAUCUUAGAUGCCAGCCAGAGCAACACGAUCCCUUUGGGUGACCUAGAAGAUGAGGCACCCAUGGGCGAGCUGGUCCUGCCACCUGGAACCUUUCGAAGAGCAGAUGGCAAACCCUACACAGGGCCUGUGGAGGCCCGGGUGACCUUUGUGGACCCCCGAGACCUCACCUCCGCAGCUGCCGCCCCCAGUGACCUGCGCUUCGUGGACAGCGACGGUGAGCUAGCCCCACUGCGCACCUACGGCAUGUUCUCGGUGGACCUCCGAGCCCCGGGCUCCAUGGAGCAGCUGCAGGCAGGGCCUGUGGUCGUGCGUGUGGCCUCCGACCAGAUCCGCAUGACAGGCCACAAGGAGGCUCUCAAGCUGUGGUCACUGAGCCCCGAGACCGGCUUGUGGGAGGAGGAGAGUGGCUUCCAGCUGGAGGGGUCCUCGGGCCACCGGGUCCGCCGUGAGGAGCGCGUCUUCCUGGUGGGCAACGUGGAGAUUCGGGAGCGGCGCUUGUUCAACUUAGACGUGCCCGAGCGCCGCCGCUGCUUCGUGAAGGUGCGCGCCUAUGUUAAUGACAAGUUCACCCCCAGCGAGCAGGUGGAGGGUGUGGUGGUCACACUGGUCAACCUGGAGCCCGCCCCUGGCUUCUCUGCCAACCCCCGCGCCUGGGGCCGCUUUGACAGCGCCGUCACUGGCCCCAACGGUGCCUGCCUCCCUGCCUUCUGUGAUGAGGAGCGGCCCGAUGCCUACACGGCCCUCAUCACAGCCACCCUGGGCGGUGAGGAGCUGGAGCCUGCCCCUUCCCUGCCCAGGCCGCUCCCAGGCACCGUGGGUGUCUCCCAGCCCUACCUGGACAGGCUGGGGUACCGCCGGACCGACCAUGACGACCCAGCCUUCAAACGCAACGGCUUCCGCAUCAACCUCGCAAAACCCAGGCCAGGCCACCCAGACGAGGCCAAUGGGCCCGUGUACCCGUGGCGCAGCCUGCGGGAAUGCCAGGGGGCUCCGGUGACCGCCAGCCACUUCCGCUUUGCCAGAGUGGAGGCGGACAAGUACGAGUACAAUGUGGUCCCCUUCCGCGAGGGUGCGCCAGCUUCCUGGACAGGGGAUCUCCUGGCUUGGUGGCCCAAUCCGCAGGAGUUCCGGGCCUGCUUCCUCAAGGUGAAGAUCCAGGGCCCCCAGGAGUACAUGGUCCGUUCCCACAACGCAGGAGGCAGCCACCCGCAUACCCGGGGCCAGCUCUACGGGCUGCGUGAUGCCCGCAGCGUGCGCGACCUCGAGCGUCCCGGCAUCUCAGCUGCCUGCGUAGAAUUCAAGUGCAGUGGGAUGUUGUUUGAUCAGCGUCAGGUGGACAGGACGCUGGUGACCAUCAUGCCCCAGGGCAGCUGCCGCCGUGUGGCCGUCAAUGGGCUCCUUCGGGAUUACCUGGCACGGCAUCCCCCACCCAUACCUGCUGACGACCCGGCCACCUUUGCCAUGCUGGCGCCCCUGGACCCUCUGGGUCACAACUAUGGUGUCUACACAGUCACUGACCAGAGCCCCAGGCUGGCCAAAGAGAUUGCCAUUGGUCGCUGUUUUGAUGGUUCCUCUGAUGGCUUCUCCAGAGAGAUGAAGGCGGAUGCCGGCACAGCUGUCACCUUCCAGUGCCGGGAGCCACUGCCUGGCCGGCCUAGCCUCUUCCAAAGGCUCCUAGAGUCCCCUGCGACCGCGCUUGGAGACAUCCGCAGGGAGAUGGGUGAGGUGUCCCGGGCACGGGCCCGGGCCUUGGGUACCCUCCGCACCCGCAGGGGCAGGGUCCGGCAGUGACCUGGGCCUUUGGUGGCUUUCCUGCUUCUCUCAGGACUCCUCUGUCUCUGGGAAGUAUUACCCUCUCUUUCUUCCCCA